Messenger RNA from Lathyrus sativus (Indian pea), 2163 nucleotides. NCBI's taxonomy places the organism in Eukaryota, Viridiplantae, Streptophyta, Magnoliopsida, Fabales, Fabaceae. The record is from the annotation of a GenBank genome assembly.
AUGGCUUUCAACUCACAACGUACAUUUAGAGGCAGAGCUCCAACUUUCCGAUUACCACUUUCAGUUCUUCGUGUGUAUGAAACAUGGGAGCCUAAAUCAGAUUUGAAAGAAACUUCUGAAGCUUAUUCUCUUCAUGUUUAUCUUCCUGGUUAUACAAAGAAUCAACCGAAGAUUACAUUGCAGGACGCAUCACAAAAGUUAAGAAUUACAGGUGAACGACCAAUUCCAGAAAACAAAUGGAAAAAAUUUGAUCAAACAUAUCCUGUUCCAGAAAAUAGUGAUGUAGGGACACUUGAAGCCAAGUUUGAACAAGAAACCCUCAUUCUUAAAAUACAAAAGAAACCCAUUUCACAAUCACAAGUUGUUCCUCCUAAUCAAGAAGUGGAAAAAAGUCAACAAGAUCCUUUAAGUAAUGAGGAUUUAGAUGAAACAAAGCUUAAAAAAGUCAAAGAGACCAUUCAACCAACACAAUCUUCAACUAAAUUUGAAGAACCAGCUCAAGACAUGAAUAGUGAUUCGCCUCAAACUCAAAGCAUUGAGAAAAAGUCACAAGAAACUAUUCAUGAUGACACAUUGACUCAAAUUGCUAAAGAAACAAUUAGCAAUAAUGAGUCUCAAAAGGGUUUACAAGAGUUAGAGCCAAAACCAACAUUUAGUGACACAACGAAAUCACAAGAGACUAUUCAUGAUGACACAUUGACUCAAAUUGCUAAAGAAACAAUUAGCAAUAAUGAGCCUCAAAAGGGUUUACAAGAGUUAGAGCCAAAACCAACAUUUAGUGACACAACGAAAACACAAAUAUAUGAAAAUGUCCAACAAAAAUUUGAGGCAAAACCAACCUUCAAAGACACGACUAAAAUACAAUUUGAUGAAAAGGCUAAAAAAGGUCAAGAGGAAUUUGAGCCAAAACCAACAUCCAUUGAGAAAACCAAAACGCAAAUAGAUGAAAAUGUUCAAAAGGACCAAGAAGAAAUUGAGAAAAAUCCAACAUUCAAUGUGAAAACCAAAACACAAAUAGAUGAAAAGACUCAAAAUAAACAACAAGAAUUUGAGAAAAAACCAACACUGGUUGAGAGAGUCAAAACACAAAUAAUUGAAAAGACUCAGAAUGGUCAAGAGGAAUUUGAGGCAAAACCAACCGUCAUUGAGAGAAUUAAACAACAAAUAGAUGAAAAGAUACAAAAGGGUCAGGAGGAAUUUGAGCCAAAACCAACAUCCAUAGAGAAAGGCAAAACAGAAACAAAUGAAAAGCCUCAAAUUGGUGAAGAGGAAUUUAAGAAAAAACCAACAUUGAUUGAGAGAAUCAUAACACAAAUAGCUGAAAGGACUCAAAAAGGUCAAAAGGAUUUUGAGGUGAAACCAACAGCCACUGAGAAAAUUAAACAACCAAUAGAUGAAAAUGUACAAAAGGGUCAAGAGGAGUUUGAGCCAAAACCAACAUUCAUUGAUAAGAUCAAAACACAAAUAGAUGAAAAGGUUCAAAAAGGUCUGGAAGAAUUUGAGAAAAAACCCACAUUUAUUGAGAGAAUCAAAACACGAAUAAUUGAAGAGGCUCAGAAAGUUCAAGAAGAAUUUGAGGCAAAACCAACAUUUAUUGAAAGAAGCAAUACACAAAUAGAUGAAAAGGCUCAAAAGGAUAAAGAAGAAUUUGAACCAAAACCAAAAUCCACAGAGAAAUUCAACAUAGAACAAAAUGAAAAAAUUCAAAAGGGUCAAGAGGAUUUUGAGCCAAAACCAAUAGAAAAGGUUGUUACUAAAGAGAACUUAGAGAAAAAUAUAGUGAAAAAUAGUGACAAAGAUGAUGAGGUGAAAAGGAUCUUAGACAAGGAAGAAACUGAAGACAAAGAUGAGAAGCCUUAUGAGUCAAGCAAAACUUUAAUAGGUGUGAAGAAUCAAAACAUAAAAGAAAAUGAAAUUGAAAAAAACGAACUUCCUACUCCAAAAGUUACAAAAACUCCAAAGAAAUCUUUCACUGGAAUUUCUCCCGUGCAAGAAGAGAAGAAUGAAAUCAGAGAAUUAGUUGAUGCUUCUUCUCAAUUUGAAAAACCAAUGGCAAAAGAAAAAUGGUGGAGUGAUGAGAGACAUCUAAUUGAAAAUGCAAGUGUUGCAGUUCUAGUGAUUGUUGCAUUUGGAGCCUAUAUAUCAUAUAGGUUUUCCUCUUGA